Tupaia belangeri chinensis (Chinese tree shrew) is the source of this 3289-nucleotide messenger RNA. It is a transcript of the gene MTHFD1, whose product is annotated as methylenetetrahydrofolate dehydrogenase, cyclohydrolase and formyltetrahydrofolate synthetase 1. Lineage: Eukaryota; Metazoa; Chordata; Mammalia; Scandentia; Tupaiidae. Gene Ontology annotation, biological process: tetrahydrofolate interconversion. The coding region runs from base 225 to 3032 and encodes 935 amino acids. The transcript has 28 exons. Gene Ontology annotation, molecular function: methenyltetrahydrofolate cyclohydrolase activity; methylenetetrahydrofolate dehydrogenase (NADP+) activity; formate-tetrahydrofolate ligase activity. The record is from RefSeq and is a predicted model, not a curated record. Gene Ontology annotation, cellular component: cytosol.
UCUUCCGGCCGCCGUCCCUCUACCGCUCCGCUCAGGUCUUCCGUUUUUAAAGUGACCCAAGGCUUCCCGGGGUGUGCACGCGCCUCCAGCUCUGACGCGCAGGCGCAAUCGCAGGAUCGGCCCAGGCACUAGCUAAGCACGUGGGUGGGCUGUCCUGCAAGACUGCGGAGCGCGUGGAACCUCGAUUUUGGUGGUCCAUCGUGGGCAGCGGACUGAUAAAGGCCAUGGCGCCGGCGGAAAUCCUGAACGGGAAGGUGGUCUCUGCGCAAGUAAGGGAAAGGCUGAAGAACCAAGUCGCUCAGAUGAAGGAGCAAGUACCUGGUUUCACACCAGGCCUGGCAGUGUUACAGGUUGGCGACAGAGAUGAUUCCAAUCUUUAUAUAAAUGUGAAACUGAAGGCUGCUGAAGAGAUUGGGAUCAAAGCUACUCACAUUAAGUUACCAAGAAAAUCCACAGAAGCCGAGGUGUUAAAGCACAUUAUGUCGUUGAAUGAAGACUCCACUGUACAUGGUUUCAUCGUACAGUUACCUUUAGAUUCAGAGAAUUCUAUUAACACUGAAACAGUGAUCAACGCUAUUGCACCUGAAAAGGAUGUGGAUGGAUUGACUAGUGUCAGUGCUGGAAAACUUGCUAGAGGUGACCUAAAUGACUGUUUCAUUCCUUGUACACCUAAAGGAUGCUUGGAACUCAUCAAAGAGACAGGGGUACAGAUUGCUGGAAGGCAUGCUGUGGUGGUCGGGCGCAGUAAAAUAGUUGGUGCACCAAUGCAUGACUUGCUUCUGUGGAACAAUGCCACAGUGACUACCUGCCAUUCCAAGACGGCCAACCUGGACAAGGAGAUAAAUAAAGGUGACAUCCUGGUGGUUGCAACUGGUCAGCCCGAAUUGGUGAAGGGGGAGUGGAUCAAACCCGGGGCAAUCGUCAUCGACUGUGGAAUCAAUUAUAUCCCAGAUGAUACAAAACCAAAUGGGAAAAAAGUGGUUGGGGAUGUGGCAUACAAUGAGGCCAAAGAGAGGGCAGGCUUCAUCACCCCUGUUCCUGGUGGCGUCGGGCCCAUGACAGUUGCAAUGCUAAUGCAGAGCACAGUAGAAAGUGCAAAGCAUUUCCUAGAGAAAUUUAAAACAGGAAAGUGGACAAUUCAGUAUAACAGCCUUCACCUCAAGACACCUGUUCCAAGUGAUAUUGCUAUAUCGCGGUCUUGCAAACCGAAGCCCAUUGGUAACCUGGCUCGAGAAAUUGGUCUGCUCUCCGAAGAAGUAGAAUUAUAUGGUGAAACAAAGGCCAAAGUUCUGCUGUCAGCACUAGAACGCCUGAAGCACCAGACAGAUGGGAAAUACGUGGUGGUAACUGGAAUAACUCCGACGCCCCUGGGAGAAGGGAAGAGCACAACCACCAUCGGACUGGUUCAGGCCCUCGGUGCCCAUCUUCAUCAGAAUGUCUUUGCAUGUGUGCGACAGCCGUCUCAGGGCCCCACCUUUGGAAUAAAAGGUGGCGCUGCAGGAGGCGGCUACUCCCAGGUCAUUCCUAUGGAAGAGUUUAAUCUCCACCUCACUGGUGACAUCCACGCCAUCACAGCAGCUAAUAACCUCGUUGCCGCAGCCAUCGAUGCUCGAAUGUUCCAUGAACUGACCCAGACAGACAAGGCCCUCUUUAAUCGUUUGGUACCAUCAGUAAAUGGAGUGAGAAAGUUCUCUGAUAUCCAAAUCCGAAGGCUACAGAGACUAGGCAUUCACAAGACUGACCCUACCACACUAACAGAUGAAGAGAUCAACAGAUUUGCAAGAUUGGAUAUUGAUCCAGAAACCAUAACUUGGCAAAGAGUGCUGGACACCAAUGAUAGAUUCCUGAGGAAGAUCACAAUUGGACAGGCUCCGACAGAGAAAGGGUACACGCGGACGGCCCAGUUUGAUAUCUCUGUGGCCAGUGAAAUCAUGGCUGUCCUGGCUCUCACCAGUUCUCUAGAAGACAUGAGAGAGAGACUGGGUAAAAUGGUGGUGGCUUCCAGCAAGAAGGGGGAGCCCAUCACUGCUGAAGAUCUGGGAGUGAGUGGGGCGCUGACGGUGCUUAUGAAGGAUGCGAUCAAGCCCAAUCUCAUGCAGACAUUGGAGGGCACUCCAGUGUUUGUUCACGCUGGACCUUUUGCCAACAUUGCACAUGGAAAUUCCUCUAUCAUUGCAGACCGGAUUGCACUCAAACUUGUCGGUCCUGAAGGCUUUGUAGUGACUGAAGCAGGAUUUGGAGCAGACAUUGGAAUGGAGAAGUUUUUUAACAUCAAAUGCCGAUAUUCUGGUCUCCGCCCUCACGUGGUGGUGCUUGUUGCCACUGUCAGGGCUCUUAAAAUGCACGGGGGUGGCCCCACGGUCACUGCUGGGCUGCCUCUUCCCAAGGAUUAUACAGAGGAGAACCUGGAGCUGGUUGAAAAAGGCUUCAGUAACUUGAAAAAGCAAAUAGAAAAUGCCAGAAUGUUUGGAGUUCCAGUCGUAGUGGCCGUGAAUGCAUUCAAGACAGACACAGAGGCCGAGUUGGACCUCGUCAAUCGCCUUGCCAAAGAACACGGGGCCUUUGAUGCUGUGAAGUGUACUCACUGGGCAGAAGGGGGCAAGGGCGCUGUAGCCCUGGCUCAGGCGGUCCAGAGAGCAGCUGAGGCACCCAGCAGCUUUCAGCUCCUUUAUGAUCUCAAGCUCCCAGUUGAGGAUAAAAUCAGGAUCAUUGCGCAGAAGGUCUAUGGGGCAGAUGACAUUGAAUUGCUCCCCGAAGCUCAACACAAAGCCGAAGUCUACACCAAGCAGGGCUUUGGUAAUCUACCCAUUUGCAUGGCCAAGACACACUUGUCCUUGUCUCACAACCCAGAGCAAAAAGGCGUUCCUACAGGCUUCGUUCUGCCCAUUCGUGACAUCCGUGCUAGCGUUGGGGCUGGAUUUCUGUACCCCUUGGUGGGAACGAUGAGCACAAUGCCUGGGCUCCCUACCCGGCCCUGUUUUUAUGAUAUUGAUUUGGACCCUGAAACUGAGCAGGUGAAUGGAUUGUUCUAAGCAGGUCAUCCAUCUUCCGGAAGCUACUUUUAAAGGUUGGCCAGUAUCUGUCAGGCCCUUUAUGAGUCAGGGAGUACGGGGGAGUCGAGAGAAGUCAGCCCCUGCCCUGAAGAUCUUCUGAAGUAGUGGGGUUUCCCCAGAAGCCUUUUCUGCAGCCUUAAUUUUCAUCAUCAUGUAUAAACUAACAUAAAUCAUGCACAUGUCUGCUUACCCUAGUGAAGUUCCACAUAAUAAAAGAAAUUAAUUUUGCUAUCUCA